Molecule: messenger RNA, 1428 nt
Organism: Diversispora eburnea
Lineage: Eukaryota; Fungi; Glomeromycota; Glomeromycetes; Diversisporales; Diversisporaceae
Source: the annotation of a GenBank genome assembly
AUGACGGCAGCUGGAUAUGCUCUUUUUCAAGUAUUAGAUGAAGGAAAAUUAAAUACUCCUGAAAAUAUAUGGUCAGAAUUUAAUACACCAGAGAAGGCCAAAGCAGCUGUCAAAUUGAAAGCCUUCAAAAAAUUCGAAAAUAUGAACUUUGCUGUUGAUUCUGUUAUGGAUCUAACGGAAGGAAAAUUAUCAGAAGAUUUAACUAAUUUUUUGAAGGGAAUAGUUAAGAAAACGAGUGAAAAACUGGUUGUGGCUGACCAAAAGCUGGGUGUCGCAAUUAGUAAAAAGCUCGGAAUACAAGUUAUUUCUGACAAAUCGGUUCUCGAUCUAUAUCGAGGGAUUCGUCAACAAAUCGAUGUAUUGAUUACCGGAAAUGUUUCAGAUGAUAUUUCUUCAAUGGCAUUAGGUCUUUCUCAUUCUAUAUCUCGUCAUAAACUUAAAUUUUCUCCGGAUAAAGUAGAUACCAUGAUUAUUCAAGCUAUUGGAUUAUUGGAUGAUCUGGAUAAAGAACUAAAUACAUACGCUAUGAGAGUUAAAGAAUGGUAUGGUUGGCAUUUCCCUGAAAUGUCUAAAAUAGUGGUUGAUAAUCUUGCUUAUGCUAAAGUAGUAAAACAAAUGGAUUUAGAAAAAGAAGUGAAAGAAGCUUCAGAAUUAUCCAUGGGCACUGAAAUUUCCGAUGAAGAUAUUAAUAAUAUUAUUAUGGGAUGUGAUCAAGUAAUUAAUUUGACUUCUUAUCGUACUGAACUCUAUGAGUAUCUAAAAAAUCGUAUGAUGGCCAUUGCUCCAAAUCUUACGACACUUGUUGGUGAAUUGGUUGGAGCUAGAUUAAUUUCACAUGCUGGAAGUUUAAUAAACCUUGCAAAACAUCCAGCAAGUACCGUUCAGAUUUUGGGUGCUGAAAAAGCUCUCUUCAGAGCUUUAAAAACAAAAAGUCCUACUCCGAAGUAUGGCUUGAUUUAUCAUGCAAGUUUAGUUGGACAGGCUUCACCCAAAAACAAAGGAAAGAUAGCGAGAUUGCUUGCAACAAAAUCUUCUCUUACAUCUCGAUUUGAUGCAUUAGCUGAAGAAAAAGAUGUUACGGCUGAGUUGGGUCAUAAAAACCGUAAAAUCUUAGAGUCUAGGGUACGAACUCUAGAACGUACUGGUCCAGGUGCAGGCACAGAUAAGAAAAAGGCUCGCAAACAAGCAAAAGUUGACAUUAAAACGGCACCAUCAUAUAAUACAGCUGCUGAUGCUGUUAUAGCUGAAAAACCAGAAACAACAGAGAGUAAACAGUCAUCAAAAAAACGUAAAGCUGAAGUAUUAGAAGAAUCAGAAGAACUUAAAAUUAAAGAUGAAUCAUCAAAGAAACGUAAAGUUGAACUGGAAGAAGAAGAACCAAAGCCAAAAGAAAAGAAAACGAGCAAAAAGAAAAAGGCCUCUGAGUGA